Messenger RNA from Pangasianodon hypophthalmus (striped catfish), 2839 nucleotides. RefSeq names its product C-type lectin domain family 4 member C. Gene Ontology annotation, molecular function: signaling receptor activity. The record is from RefSeq and is a predicted model, not a curated record. The coding region runs from base 161 to 898 and encodes 245 amino acids. Lineage: Eukaryota; Metazoa; Chordata; Actinopteri; Siluriformes; Pangasiidae. The transcript is spliced from 5 exons.
CUGACGCCUGAUGACUUCCUCAUUUAACAGCAUUACACAAUUAUGAUUUCACUAUUCACCAGCGCAAUAAGUGGCCUGUGUUGUUACAACCUAUACACACAAAGCGGAGGUUGAUGGAUGCAGGCAGAGACACAGUACUUCAGUCUUUUAGAGAUCAGAGAUGUCUGAGCUAGAUUCUGAGUAUGUGAACUACACUGAGAAAAGAGGAGAGCACAGAGAAAUAGUAGUGGAAAUCUAUGACAGUGCAGACACUGUUAGAGGUCAUGACCAUAAAGAAGAAACAGAAGCCACGAGAAAAGAGAAAAGCCUACAGACUGAACACACAGGAGAAACAUGGAGCAGAUGUUACAAACUGACCACAGUGUGUGUGCUGCUGCUGUGUGUUCUCCUACUGACUGGCAUCACGGUGCUGUGGAUCAAAUUCAAUAACGUGAGUACAGAAAAAGACCAGCUACAGACCAGAUACAACAACCUGAUGGAGAACUCCGAACUGCACAGUGCAAUUUCAAAACUUGGAUGGAGAGUUUUCAGAUCGAGCAUUUACAACAUUUCUACUGAAAAGAAGAGCUGGAAUGAGAGCAGAAAGUACUGCAGAGAGAGAGGAGCAGACCUGGUGAUCAUAAACAGCAGAGAGGAACAGGAGUUCAUCAGUAAUUAUAUUGGCAGUACUGAAGCUUGGAUUGGUCUGACUGACAGAGAGACAGAGCGGGAAUUUAAAUGGGUGGACGAUAAACCACUGACCACUGCGUUCUGGUGGGAUGGGGAACCCAAUGAUUACAACAAUGAGGACUGUGCUAUAACAGGCUAUAGAAAGGCUAAAUCUAACAUAUCGACCUGGGCUGAUUAUCCCUGUGACCACCCUGUAGUCGGGAUUUGUGAGAUGAAAAUAUUUAACUGAGCACAUCGGAGGCAGUCAUUGAAAUUGAAAAAUUGAAAUCUAUGUGAAGCUUGAGGCUGUACUUCUUUCCCAUUUAUUCUCACAAUAGCAGCUAUCAGGUAGCUUGAAUGAUUCUGUGUAACAUUCAUAAAGCUUGUGUGGAUUUAAAAAGAAGAUAAAACUUACAGUUGGGGUCAUAAGUUUACAUACACCUUGCAAAAUAUUAACAAUUAUUUUUUUAAAUACUGCCCUGAAUAAGCUUUUUCACAUAGCAGAUGUUUUUAUAUAGUCCACAAGACAAAAUAAUAACUGAAUUUACACAAAUGAACCAGUUAAAAAAUUUAACAACUAUCAAAAGAUGAACAACUAUCACAAAACAUAAAAACAGCAGUUGAUCAUCCAGGUAACACACACUUUCAAAAAAACUGGUUAAUUUGUGAAAAUUCAGUUAUUAUUGUAUCUUGUGGAUUAUAUGUAAACAUCUGCUAUGUGAACUAGCUUAUUCGGUACUAAAUAAAAAGCACAAUGCAAUUUUUAUGAUCCCUCUUAUUUUUUUGUAAUUAUUAACAUUUUGCAGAUUCGGCAAGGGGUAUGUAAACUUAUGUAAUUUUACCAACUGUAUUUUACCAAUUACCAACUGUAAUUCUGUUCUGUAAAAGCAUCUUUGAGUAUCUCGCAAAGCGCUCUAUAAAUAAAAUGUAUUAUUAUUAUUAUUAUUAUAACUUUUUUUGGACUUACUUUUGGAAGAGCGAUUUUCUGCCCACUUCUACAUUGCUGUAACUGUGUCUUGGUCUCUUAUUAUUUUUAGCCAGUGGCACAAAGUGUACAGAAGAUCACAUGACCAUAUGAGCCACAUUUCAGGAAGCUUGAUUUUAUCAUGUUGGACACAAAUGAGAGUGUUGAUUGUGUUUUGCCUUUAAUAUGGAUGAUUUGGUAUAAAGGAGAGCUGAACAGGAAAUGAGUGAACAGUGCAGUACUGACCACCGGGUGAAAGCUCACUGAACUGAAAGCUGAGUUUCACUGAAUAAGAUGUCACUGAACUGUAUUCACUUCUGCAGUAGUGGUCACUGAACACAGUAAGACUAGCAGAAUAGACAGAGCCUAGACUAGAUGGUGUUUUAAAUUGUUAAACAUAUUAGAUAUUACGUAUUAUAUUAGACAUAGCUCCUCCCCAUGAAUAUAUACACACACACACACACACACACACACACACAUAUAUAUAUAUAUAUAUAUAUAUAUAUAUAUAUAUAAGUCACUUUUUGCUCCCAUUAGGGGUCUUUUCUUGGUCAAAUUGACCCUGGGACAUGACUGGGGGUUUCAAACACUGCAGACAUGAAACAUUUACAUAAUUCCAUUGUAUUCUAAUGUAUAUAUGGUCUCUAACUCCUUUAUAAACAAUAAUGAUGACAAAUCUGUUUAAUAUUUGAACUAUUUGAAUUUGAACAAUGAAACUGUCAUCUGUUUUUGUGUGAUAUAUACAAUGAAUCAACAUAAUUAACAUGUGCAGCAUAACACAUUUGUUUUUCUGGUAAAACAAAUGAAAAAAGGUUUUCAUGACUGUUGAUAAUUAGAUUAUAUUAUACUAUAUGUUUGUUACGAUCGCCAGCUGGAGUGCCCAUGAACUCCACUAGAGGGCACUCCACCCUGGACUCUUGCCAUUGCUUUCUGGACUCCAUUUCCCAUGUGUUCCUUGCCCCUCCUGUGAUCUUGUCAUGUGUUAUCCUUGUCUUUGUGUCAUGUUCUGAUUGUUUCCUUGGUUUCAUGUGUCUUGUUCUGAUUGGUUGAUUAAGUCAUGUGUCCUUGAUUGGUGUAUAAAGCCCUCAUGUAGCCAUUGUCUCGGAUCGUGUAUUGAUGUUGUAACCUGCAGUCUGUUCAAGUCAAGUCAAGUCUGUUCAAGUCAAGGCAAGUCUUUAUUUGUAUUGUGGAUUUCACUUUGCUAAUUAAAAGCUGCACUUGGGCUCA